Molecule: messenger RNA, 921 nt
Organism: Fomitiporia mediterranea MF3/22
Lineage: Eukaryota; Fungi; Basidiomycota; Agaricomycetes; Hymenochaetales; Hymenochaetaceae
Exons: 3
Coding region: 1-921 (306 amino acids)
Source: RefSeq, a predicted model, not a curated record
AUGAUCGACACGCUGCCUUUCCCCAUGAACAACGUUGUCCUCUUAAUACUCGGUGCAGGCUGGUCCUCCGACUUUCUCAUCCCUCUUCUUAUUCAAAACAAUGUAGAAUAUGCUGCCACUACUCGUGAUGGACGUACACGCUCUGGGUAUGAAACAAUCAAAUUUGAUUUCGACCCAGACUCGGAGGAUCCGACAUCAUUCCAAAGUCUCCCUGAUGCUCAGACCGUUCUCAUAACGUUCCCAAUUUAUAAAAGCGGAGUAUCGAGACUUUUAGUGAAACUAUGGAAAGAAACACACCCCAAAUCCAAAUCCGCAUUUAUUCAACUUGGUUCAACCGGAAUAUGGAACGGUGACCAAACGCUCAGAGGUACCGGACGUCCGAUCUGGUGCGACAGACACAGUCCAUUCAAUACAUCGAACGAUCGGGCUCGUGCAGAGUCUGAACUGUUAGCACUUGCUCCGACUACUCCAACAACUGUGCUGGACUUGAGUGGUCUUUGGGGAGGUCAGAGGAGCCCUAGAAACUGGGUUCGACGCGUAGCGUCUAGCAAAGAGGAUCUAUCCCGAAAGAGAAACAUCCAUCUCAUCCAUGGCAUCGAUGUUGCUCGAGCAGUACUUGCUGUGCACCAGAAUUUCGCUGCCGCAUCCGGACAACGUUGGCUUCUGACAGAUUGCAGAGUUUAUGACUGGUGGGACUUAGCGUCCGCAUGGGGUGAAGGAUCCACAGGCACCUUGUCUGAGGUGGCAUUGUCCUCUCCCGAAGUUCUUGGACCGCAACCAGGAUGGGUAAGGGAAUUGAUGGCUGAGGCAGGCAUACACGCACUUCCACGUCCACCAAGUUCUUUCGAUCGGGCAUUAGACAGCCGUGAAUUCUGGGAUACAUUCGGGCUUAGCCCAAUCAAGACGCUAUUGUCUCCUUGA